UACAAGACCAUUGCCAGCCUCCGAAGGCUGUUGGAUCUGCAAGAUAACGGACUUCAGUAGAAGCCACCACGCUUGGAGUAGACAUCAUGGGUAACUGCAUUCAGACUGAUCAAAGCAACAGCACCAUCUUGGAUUUCUCAGCCAACCCAGAUCUCUGGCAGCUGAUGAACUUCACCCAUUAUGAAUCAGAGGAAGACGACUGGUUCCUAGACUCUGCCGAACCGUGCCAGUACACCUUUUGCUCCACCUUUAUGGGCAGCAUUCCCAUUUUCCUGGGAAUAGCCAGCACCCUUGGGAUCUUAGGCAACGUGAUCCUUGGCCUCGCCUUGGCCAAGUGCCCUCGGUUUUGGGAUCAGUGCCAUCUGGGCAAAGUGGAGCUCUUUCUGCUUGUAACAGCGGGGUUUAUCUUUGCUUGCACUUUGCCCUUUUUCGCCCUGGGAAUCAGCAGGAGAUGGGCAUUUGAAGACCGACUCUGCCAGGUGGCCCAUGGACUGAAGUUUGGGUGCCUCUUUGCUCAGGGGCUGCUGGCGGCUGGCAGUGCCUGCCAAAGUCCCUGGGGUCUCCCCAGGUCACUUUUGCCCACCCUGCUCUGGAUGGUGGGAUUCCUCUGUGCAACCCCAGCUGCUCUGGUGAGUAGCACCGACGGGUUCUGCGUCCCAGAUGGUCUCCCUGAGCUUCACGCCUGGUCUCUGGUCCACGUUAUCUUCUGCUUGGUUAUUUUUGUCCUUCUCCCACUCACAAUGGUUUUGGCCAUGGUGUCUCUCAAAGGGUGUGGAAAGAGCUGGCAUCCCCAUUUCAAUAUCAGCUGGGCUUUCUAUCUCUUCUGGGGUCCAUACGGGGUUGCCGUGUUUCUGGACAUGCUUCAAGAAGAAACGUCACUUACCCAAGCUUGCCGUUUUCUGGAACAUCUCAACUCCUUUCUGGGGCUGUCAGAAGGAUGGGGCAUUCUUCACUGUUCCCUGUGCCCCUUGUUAAUUUGGGGGUUGGGCCUUUAUCACCGAAGGACAGUCCAAAUGGGGAAGUGCUAAUUAAAAAGGUCUCUACUAUGCAUGAGCUGUUCAGCAGAUGGC
This is a messenger RNA of Candoia aspera, 1070 nucleotides long. It is a transcript of the gene ACKR1, whose product is annotated as atypical chemokine receptor 1 (Duffy blood group). The transcript has 2 exons. The coding region runs from base 87 to 1028 and encodes 313 amino acids. Gene Ontology annotation, biological process: chemokine-mediated signaling pathway; inflammatory response. Lineage: Eukaryota; Metazoa; Chordata; Lepidosauria; Squamata; Candoiidae. Gene Ontology annotation, cellular component: membrane. The record is from RefSeq and is a predicted model, not a curated record. Gene Ontology annotation, molecular function: chemokine binding.